AUGGCGCCCUCAGCCACCAACACCGAAUGGGACCACGAGUACCACACUCUCCGCCGAGAGAACCUCUUCCGAAACCCUCCCAAGGAUCAUACUGCGUAUCCCGCUCUUCAAUUAGCCAUCAAUCCCCAUAUUGAGUCCUUCAAUGGACUCUUCCGCGACGAUGGCAAGCCCGGCUUGCUCACGCAUGGUCUGGCCGACAUUGGCACCAAGACCUUUCUUGACGGUGACGAGCGGGCUGGACCUCAAGGCAAGAACCGCUUGACCAUUCGAUACAAGGAUGUCUUCCUCCAGAAACCCCAGGUUCCGCCUUCUAACAAGAUGGCCCGGAACCGACAAAUCUUUCCCGCCGAGUGCAGAGAGCGUCACGUAACAUAUCGAGGAAGGCUCUCGGCUACCCUCGAAUAUCGCAUCAAUGGUGGCGAUCCCAUUGAAUUCGUCCGCGAGUUUGGCCAAGUCCCCAUCAUGAUCAAGUCCAACCGAUGCCAUCUUGAGGGCAACUCGCCUGCUCUUCUCGUUGAGCGAAAAGAAGAGUCCGAGGAACUGGGUGGCUACUUUAUCGUCAACGGUAUUGAAAAGAUCAUUCGAAUGCUGCAAUUGAACAAGAGAAACUUCCCCAUGGCCAUCAACCGACCUAGUUUCCAGAACCGUGGCCCCGGCUACACCCCCUACGGUAUCAUUCUCCGCGCAGUUCGACCCGACGAGACGUCCCAGACCAACGUUCUCCACUACCUCAACGAUGGAAACAUGACUUUCCGUUUCUCAUGGCGCAAGAACGAGUAUCUUAUUCCGGUCAUGAUGAUCCUCAAGGCGCUUGUCGAGACCAACGACCGCGAGAUCUUUGAGGGUCUGGUUGGCCCUGUUGGAUCAAAAUCGACCGAAAACACCUUCCUUACGGACCGAAUCGAGUUGCUUUUGCGGACGUACAAGUCCUACAACCUUUACAGCAAGUCGGAGACGAGGGCGUACCUGGGUGAAAAGUUCCGGGUUGUGCUUGGAGUCCCUGACACCAUGUCCAACCUCGACGUUGGUACCGAAUUCCUCCGAAGAAUUGUCCUGGUCCAUCUCGGAAACGUCGACGUGACGGAGGAGCAGGACAAUGAGAAGUUCAAGCUUCUUCUCUUCAUGAUCCGCAAGCUCUAUGCCCUUGUCGCUGGCGAGUGCGCUGUCGACAACCCCGAUGCUGUUCAGAACCAGGAGAUUCUGCUGGGAGGUUUCUUGUAUGGUCAAAUCCUCAAGGAGCGUCUCGAUGAGUUCCUGAGCGUUAACGUCCGCGCAUCCCUGCGAGAUUACCUCCGCCGGAACCCAACUGUUCCCUUUACUUCUGAAGAUUUCCGCAAGGAUUUCCCAAAUAACAUUUUCCGAAAGGCCAACGAGAAUCUCGGAAAUGCCCUAGAGUAUUUCUUGUCCACGGGUAACAUGCAGAGUCCAUCUGGACUUGAUCUUCAGCAGACUGCAGGUUUCACAGUUGUGGCCGAAAAGCUCAACUUUUUGCGAUUCAUCAGUCACUUCCGCAUGGUGCAUCGAGGUGCCUUCUUUGCCCAGCUCAAGACAACUGCUGUGCGAAAGCUGCUCCCCGAGUCAUGGGGCUUCAUGUGUCCUGUCCACACGCCUGAUGGUGCGCCCUGUGGUCUUCUGAACCAUCUUGCGCACAAGUGCAAGAUCAUGACCGAUUCGGUCGACGUCUCCCAUAUUGCGGCUCUUGCUGCCGAGCUCGGAAUCGUUGACGUUUCGUCAGCCUCGACCGAGGAGAAUGUUGUGGUCAUGCUUGACGGCAAGAUUCUUGGUUUCUGCACUCCCAAGGAGUCGGUCAGAAUCGCGGAUUGUUUCCGAUACUGGAAGGUUGAGGGCACACACGGCGUGCCUCUGCAACUGGAGAUUGGUUACGUUCCCCCGUCUCAUGGCGGUUCCUAUCCCGGCAUUUACAUGACGUCCACGCCUGCAAGAAUGGUGCGACCCGUCAAGUACCUCCCUCUCCAGAAGGAGGAUUGGGUUGGUCCCUACGAACAGCCUUACAUGUCCAUCGCCGUGGUGCCGCAGGAGGUCGAGUCUGGAAAGUCUACGCACGUCGAGUUUGAUCCCACCAACAUGCUGUCGAUUCUCGCCAACAUGACCCCCUUCUCGGACUUUAACCAGUCGCCUCGAAACAUGUACCAGUGUCAGAUGGGUAAGCAAACCAUGGGAACUCCCAGCACUAAUCUUCGCUACCGAACCGACAACAAGUCAUACCGCAUACAAACUGGACAAACACCCGUCGUGCGAGCGCCUCUUCACAACACAUAUGGUUUCGACAACUUCCCCAACGGCAUGAACGCAGUUGUUGCUGUCAUCUCGUACACUGGAUACGACAUGGACGACGCCAUGAUUCUCAACAAGAGCGCCCAUGAGCGUGGCUUUGGACAUGGUACCAUCUACAAGACCAAGAAGAUCUCGCUCAAGGAUGACUCGCGAACAAAGGCCACCAAGAGUGUCACCAAGGCUUUUGGCUUCGCGCCUCACAGCUACGUGAGUGCGUCAUACCAGGGAAUGCUGGAUGACGACGGCCUGCCUCACGUGGGCCGCAUGAUCCAGGAGGGAGAUGUAAUCUGCGCGUGGCACACGGUGACGCCCGACUACAAUGGCAAGCUGGUGAACCUGGAUGGCAUCACUCACUACGAAAAGUACAAGGAUGGCGAGACGGGCUUUGUCGAAGAGGUCCGCCUGAUCGGAGCCGAGACCGGCAACGAGCCUCUGCAGACCAUCUCUGUCAAGUUCCGUGUUCCCCGAUCCCCCAUCAUCGGUGACAAGUUCUCGUCCAGACACGGACAGAAGGGUGUCGCCUCGCAAAAGUGGCCAACGGCUGGCGCGCUGCAUGGCCUUGCGCAAGACUCGACACCGUUCAAGUUUGACGAGGAGAACACUGCGGCGGACUAUUUUGGCCACCAGCUGAUGAAGGCCGGGUACAACUACCACGGCAAUGAGCCCAUGUACUCGGGCAUCACGGGAGAGGAGCUCGCAGCUGACAUCUACAUCGGAGUUGUCUACUACCAGCGUCUGCGACACAUGGUCAACGAUAAGUACCAGGUGCGAACCACUGGUCCAGUGGUGCCGACAACAGGCCAGCCCAUCAAGGGCCGAAAGAGGGGUGGUGGUAUCCGUGUGGGAGAAAUGGAGCGUGAUGCGUUGUUGGCUCACGGAACGGCCUUUUUGCUCCAGGAUCGUCUCCUCAACUGUUCGGAUUAUUCCAAGUCGUGGAUCUGCCGCCGCUGCGGUUCGUUCCUCUCUGUGCAGCCCACCGUGUCGCAGUUUGCACCGGGCAAGAAGAAGGCGGCCAGCAUCGUGCGAUGCCGCAACUGCGCCGUCAAGCUGGACGACGCCGAGGGCAUCGACCUCACCGAGAUCCAGGGCGAGAUCUGGGAGGACGGUCAGGGCAACUCUUGGGUUGGUGGUGAUCACACGACGCAGGUUGUUGUCCCCGGUGCUCUCAAGUACCUCGACGUCGAGCUGGCAGCCAUGGGCAUCAAGCUCAAGUACCGCGUGGACCGCGCCGACGAGCCUCGCAAGGGGCCGAUGAGGCCCAUGUCGUUGGAUGGAGUUCGGGUUGGAAAAUAG
Molecule: messenger RNA, 3588 nt
Organism: Fusarium vanettenii 77-13-4
Lineage: Eukaryota; Fungi; Ascomycota; Sordariomycetes; Hypocreales; Nectriaceae
Exons: 3
Coding region: 1-3588 (1195 amino acids)
Biological process (GO): DNA-templated transcription
Cellular component (GO): nucleus; RNA polymerase I complex
Molecular function (GO): DNA binding; ribonucleoside binding; DNA-directed RNA polymerase activity
Source: RefSeq, a predicted model, not a curated record